This is a messenger RNA of Salvia miltiorrhiza (redroot sage), 983 nucleotides long. RefSeq names its product mannose/glucose-specific lectin Cramoll-like. The transcript has a single exon. The record is from RefSeq and is a predicted model, not a curated record. NCBI's taxonomy places the organism in Eukaryota, Viridiplantae, Streptophyta, Magnoliopsida, Lamiales, Lamiaceae. Bases 49 to 867 code for a protein of 272 amino acids. Gene Ontology annotation, molecular function: carbohydrate binding.
CCAUCAUCACACCACAUCCAAAGCAAAUACUACUAACUCAAUUAAGCCAUGGCCAAGCUUCUCCAAACCCUAAUCUCCAUCGCCCUCCUCCUCGCCGCCGCCGCCAACACCGCGCGGUCCCAAUCGACAGCCUUCACGUACGACUUCUGGGGCGACCAGCCGACCGAUCUCCUCUACCAAGGCGACGCCCACUUCCCGUCGGACUCCACCUUCCUCCGCAUGACCAACACCACCAGCUCCGGCAGCGCGGUCCAGUACAGCGUCGGCCGGGCCGUGUACUCGGCCCCGAUCACGUUCUGGGAGGCCGGCGCGCAGGUCGACUUCGAGACCACCCUGACGUUCGCCGUAACCCCCAACGCAGGCGACACGAACCCCGCCGACGGCGUGACCUUCUUCAUCGCCCCCGUCGGCUUACCCCUCGGCUUCACCGGCGGCUGCUUCGGAAUCUUCAACUCCUCCGGCGUCGGCCCCGCCGUCUUCGCCGUGGAAUUCGACGUCUUCUCCAACCCCGGAGUGGAUCCUAGCUAUCGCCAUAUCGGGAUCGACAUCGAAUCUAAUGUUUCCAAAAAUGUGACCAACGUCGGCAACGCGUUGCUCGGGCAGCAGGUGACUGCGCGCAUCAACUACCUGGAAGCCACUAAGCUGAUCAGCGUGAGCCUCGCCGCCGGCUCGCAAACAUACGAGGUGAGCUAUGUGUACGACCUGAGCGCCAUUCUUCCUCAGCAGGUUCAGGUCGGGAUCUCCGGGGCCACCGGAGGCGAAGUCGCCGUGCACGACAUCGUCUCGUGGUAUUUCACGUCCACCCUCGUGCAUGCCGACGCCGCCGCCGGCAAAGAGGAGGAAGGGUACAUCCGGCAAUAUGUGUGAUUUAAAUUAAUUAUGAUGUGUUGUGUUGUGUUGUAAAUUAGGACUAGCGAUGGAAUUUUCUCUCGUUCUAAGUUCUAAAAAUAAGACGAUAAUAAGACUCUCUCGUUUAAUUUUCC